This is a messenger RNA of Rhopilema esculentum, 1125 nucleotides long. RefSeq names its product metalloproteinase inhibitor 3. Gene Ontology annotation, molecular function: protease binding; metalloendopeptidase inhibitor activity. The record is from RefSeq and is a predicted model, not a curated record. Gene Ontology annotation, cellular component: extracellular matrix. Lineage: Eukaryota; Metazoa; Cnidaria; Scyphozoa; Rhizostomeae; Rhizostomatidae. Gene Ontology annotation, biological process: negative regulation of endopeptidase activity; negative regulation of membrane protein ectodomain proteolysis.
GCAGUGGCUCAAGACACAGUUUAAAUGCGUAUCGAUAGUCAUCGGAGCCAGAGCAAAGACAGGCUAGAAUAUUCUUGUCAAAAUGGCUAGAGGAACGUGUUGUUUUCUCAUAGUUCUGCUGUCGAUUGUGUGUGUCAGAGUGAAUGGACUUUGCAUGCCUGAGCAUCCACAAACAGCCGUUUGCAGAUCAAAAUACGUCGCCAGAGCAAAAGUGAUUAGCACUGACUGGGAACGAGAUUCGAGGACAACACGCGCACCAACAACAACUGCAGCUAGGACAACACGCCGCCCACCGUUGACCUUGCCAAAGCCAGAGAAUGGGGAAACCGACUUUGUUGUUGGUAGAAAGCCAGACGAAAAGCUUCAAGAAUUGUUCAAGAACGGAGAAGUCCUUGUGAAAGAGGAAGAUCCUUUAGCAGCACCGGCGAUGUUUCCAUUUAUGAAGCCCAAAGUUGUUCGUUUUGAGCUAGAGAAAUUAUACAAAGGUACCAAGUACUUGCAAAACAAAAUUGGAUACCAGUUCAGCGUCACAUACUCUUCCUUCAGGCCAGUCCCAGUUGAAGUUGGAAAGUCCUACCUAAUAACUGGCUUUGCAGUCGGCCACAGCCUUUAUAUGAAUGAAUGUAAUUGGUUCUCCUUGUGGCAGAAUCUUUCAGAAGUGCAGCUUCUGGGGUUGAGACGGUAUUAUUGGAUCUACUGCAGAUGUAAAAUUCGAUUUUGCCCGGGAUGCAAACCCAGCCGCGUGAAAUGCGACUGGAACCCUCCAUUCAAUAAAAUUGGAAGGGAUAAAUAUGACUUCCUAUCAAAAGAAAAAUUAUGCAUGGUAGGAUGCGGAAGAUGUGGAUGGUUUACACCAAGGGAGACACCUGUGUGCAAAUAAAGUGUAGUAGUUUAACCAGACCUAAUUGACAUCGCAAGAUAGACUACGCUUAAUAACCACAGGUCCAAUACAUAGACCGACGGCUGUAAAUAUGCGGAUACAUGGAAAGCCAGUAAUCAUUAGAUUUUAUAUUUCAGAACAUAGAAUUAAUUGACUAGAAUUACAUGGAUUUACCAUGUAAUUCAAGCAUUACGCGUGUUUGCAAAUAAAUAAUAACAUAUCAUAAGAUGAAUUUAGUUUCUAAA